This is a messenger RNA of Clarias gariepinus (North African catfish), 10716 nucleotides long. Its product is annotated as bromodomain adjacent to zinc finger domain protein 2B. The transcript is spliced from 38 exons. The record is from RefSeq and is a predicted model, not a curated record. The coding region runs from base 248 to 6715 and encodes 2155 amino acids. Gene Ontology annotation, molecular function: DNA binding; protein binding. Lineage: Eukaryota; Metazoa; Chordata; Actinopteri; Siluriformes; Clariidae.
GUAACCUGUUACAGUGUGAAGAGUCUCUCCUUUAUCUACACACACACACACACACGCAACAGCACCGCUCCACUCCACUCUCCGGCUGUGACAUCUGCUCAGCGGCGCGUCGCUUUUUAUAAAUCAGGAAGAAACACAGAUCUGUAUGAAGGCGCUGGAAGCUACAGCUUAAAAAACACAAGAGCUAAAAUCUAAAGCUGAAGUUUAAUCGUUUUGCUGCACUGAAGUUUACCACAUAUUAAUCAUUAUGGAGUCUGGAGAGAGAUUGCCAUCAUCCACCCACUCCCAGCCAUCCAUCAGCUCCUCUGCCCCACCUCCAGCUUCAUCACCAAACCUAACGAGCGAUAGUGGACGUCUGUUUCAGCUGGUUAGUGAUCCGGGUUUGAGAACGUCUUUCCCCAUGUUGAGCCAUCCAGCAUUCAGGCUGUAUGCUCCUCUGUCUGGAUGCUCCGAUUUUAGAGGCCUGGGGAUUUUGGGAUUGCAAGGAGGCUUAACGACCCACCCACAACUUGGAACAUUUCCAGACUUGUGGCGGGCUUCGGAUCCCCAACUUCCCGGAGCUGCUGCACUUUUUCCUCCUCUAUUGGGUCUGCCUCCUCUCUUCACACCUCCAUCCCUCAGCCAGUCACAUGCUCCCAAGAAGAGCACACGGGGUUCUGCUAAAGGACUGAAUGGUGCGGUCAGUGGUAAUGGCAAAGCAAAAUCUGCUUCCUCUGGAGCAAGCUCUACCUCCUCUUCACCCUCACCAGCUUAUACAACCUCUGAACAGACCAAUGCAUUCAAAGCAGGUCUAAAUGCUCAAAACAAGCCCGCCAUCCUCAACCACUGCAAAACCGAACAGUUAGCCACCAAUCCUCCAAACUGGAGCAGGAAGCAGAAGAUCAAAGAAGAUCAAGCUCAAGAGAAAGCAAGUCACAAAACAAAAGAGAAACUCUGUGUGACAGAGAUGCCAGAGAUUUCCAGCAAUAGUGAUAGCCAAUCAGGAUCCAGCUCUGACAGCUCUAGUGACACCCUAAGCAGUUUGGGCUCUGUCGACCUGGAAAAUGAAGAUGAUGAUGAGGGCCUGAGUGUGUGCAGUGUGGACUCAGACUCCCAGAGAGGACAAGCAGUGAGCAGGAAGAUUAAGGACUCCUCACAGAUGGACCAAACUACAGGUUGCUUUUCUGUUAGAUCAGAUCUGUGCUCUAUGGACUUAACCCAAUCCCAGGCUGCUCCGUUAUGCUUCCGCAGCUCAGAAACAAGAGAAGAACACAGCAAACACACCAGUGUCAUCCAGGCCACAGGAGUAGGCAGCACCAAGGCAUUUUCUCUUCCUCCACAACCCAGUCGAGAUGGCUCAAAACCGUUGUGUCUUACCCUGUCUCCCAAACCCCUCUCUGUGUGCUCAUCUCCAAAACAUCGCUCUGUCUGUGUAUCUCCAAAAUCAGUUUCUCAUUCUCCCUGUCCGAAGCCAACAUCUCUCUCUUCGUCUCCUAACACCUCCACCAUCACCUCCAUACCCAAAAUCUCAUCUCUAAAAGCCAGAAGUUCUCCAGACGAGUUCCUCCUGCAUAUUAGUGACUAUAUUCAGCACAAGCAGGCAAAGGAACACCAAGAAACAAAUAAAUCCCUGAGGAAAAGCGUGUUGUCUUCAUCUCUCUCGCCUCCGUAUGGCUCCAAGCUCAAACCCCCCAAUCAUCAGCACUCCAACCUGUUUCUCCCCUCCACCCUGCAGAAGAACUCUUCCCAUAAUAAUGGAGUUGUUCAGAGUAAUGUGCAGGAUGCUCCCCUGGCACUUAUUACCAAACCUCGCUCCGAUGGCUCUAAAACCCCAGAUAAGCCUUUACUAGCAACCACCAGUCCCUGCUUUAACACCCCCAUCAACUUGAGCACUGGAGCCAGACAGUCUUACUUUGAACCUCCUGACUCAAAUAAAGCUUCCACACAGCAAGCACCCUGCAGGGCAAGCAAAGGGUCACUGCUCCAGGGAAAAAUGUUCAGGGAAAUGGUAUCUGACUUUCCCAGCAGCAAAGACUCCGAUGGGUCAGGGGAAUAUGAGGAUGAUGAAGAGGAAGAUUUAAGUGACAGUUUAUCAGGUUCUGGCAGUAACCUGGACACUGACUCUGAUAAUGAUGAUGAGGAUAUUAAAGAAGAAGAAAUGGAUACUGACACAGACAGCAUUCCACUUAAACUUACUAAAAGACCAACCUCUUUGACAGACCCUUCUAGUGGGAAUAUCAACAGCUCUAGUUCACUUAACCUACAAAUCCAUAAACCUGCUAAACAGUUGCAAACUAUGCACAACUCCUGGGCUUUAACUUAUCACAGCACCCCGAGUUCAUCAUCUGCGGCCACACCCCCAGCAAAGAGAAGAAGAGUGACUGAUGAGCAGGCACUGCAUAGGCCUCUUACACAUGGGUGGAAAAGAGAGACCCGCAUUACAAACGUCUGUGGGCGUGUGCAGGGAGAAGUGGCCUACUAUGCUCCAUGUGGCAAAAAACUCAAACAAUACCCAGAUGUUAUGAAGUACUUGGAAAGAAAUGGAAUAAGUGAGAUCACCCGUGACCAUUUCAGCUUCAGUGCUAAAAUAAGGGUUGGCAAAUUUUAUGAAGCUCGAGAAGGACCCGAGGGUUUGCAGUGGUGCUUGCUGAAAGAGGAUGAGGUCAUUCCAUGUAUCCUGGCAAUGGAGGCACAUAGAGGUCGUCCUAAGAGUCUGGAACUCCAGUGUACUGAUGAUCCUUUACAUUCUCGCCAAAGGAAAAGAAGACCACAUAGUGUGGGUGAGGCCGAGGUGGCUAAUGCUGCUUUAAUUAAACUACAGCGGAAACUGGAGGCACAAGAAAUUGCACGGCAGGCCGCUCAGAUAAAGAUUAUACGAAAGCUGGAAAAAAGGGCUCUAGCACAAGCUGCCAAAGAGGCCAAAAGACAAAAAGCUUUGCUGGCAGCAGAGGAAAAACGCAAGCAGAAAGAACAGCUAAAGAUUUUAAAGCAGCAGGAGAAGGUCAAAAGACUUGAACAAAUUCGUGCUGAGAAGGAGCUUCGGGCUCAGCAGAUACUUGAGGCAAAAAGAAAAAAGAAAGAGCAAGCCAUUAAUGCAAAAACCCUAGAAGUUGAGAAACGACUGAAGGAGAAAGAACUACGCAGACAACAGGCAUUCAUUCUGAAGCAACAGGAAUUGGAGAGGCAUAGACUAGAAAUGGUAUGGGAACGGGAGAGACGGAAGCAGCACAUGAUGCUUAUAAAAGUCAUGGAGGCUCGGAAGAGAGCUGAGGAACGAGAGCGUCUGAAGCAGGAGAAAAGAGAUGAGAAACGCUUAAACAAAGAGCGCAAACUUGAGCUCAGACGGCUGGAGCUAGAGAUGGUUAAAGAGCUGAACAAACCCAAUGAAGACAUGUGCCUUCCAGAUCAGAAGGCACUGCCUGAGCUGUUACGGUUACCAGGUCUUCUGUUGCCAGAUGGCUGUUUUGGGGACUGCCUGAUGGUGAUGCAGUUCGUGCGCUGCUUUGGGAAGGUGCUGCGUUUGGACCGCAGCACUAAACUGCCCACCCUUCACAUGCUACAGGCAGGACUUCUCAACCUGAGUCCCAGUGUAGCACAGUUGCAGGAUCUGCUCAUUGGCCUGCUGUCUGCUGCAGUUUGUGAUCCAGGUUUUCCACCAGGAUCAAUGGCAAAAACAGCUCUUGGUGAUCAUGUUUCUAGUGUGGAGAUAAACCGGGACAACAUGUCAGAGAUUUUGCAGAUCUACAUGGCCGCCCACUGCAGUCAGACGGAGCUCACACCACUGGCAGAGAGUUUAAAGACCAAAGGAUUUCAGGCCCACACCCCAACUCAGAAAGUUUCAAUCAUGGCUUUCUUGGUCAAUGAGCUGGCCAGCAACAGGAGCGUAGUUGCGGAAAUUGACAAAAGUAUUGACCAGAUGACAAAUCUACGGAGGGAAAGAUGUAUCAUUGAGAGUAGCCUUCGAAAAAUGAGAAUUAUCUACGCUAAGCGGACCGGGAAGCGUGAUAGCAGUGUAGGAGGUGAAGAGAGCCAGGGUUUGGGAACACCUACCACUGGUCACAAACACAAGAGAAAGGUCGAAGGCGUUGAGGAAGAUGAUGAUGAGGAUGAUGACAGUAAUGAUCUAGGAGAGGAGGAUGAUGAAGAGGAAGAUGGAGGGAAGAAAUGCAAGAAAACCGAGACAUGUGAGGAAGAGGAUGACGAGGAUCAAACAUCCAGUUUGGAAGAACUAGAGAAACAAAUAGAGAAAUUAACCAAGCAACAGCUUCUGAUCCGUCGUAAGAUGUUUGACUCCUCCCCCUCACUGCAUUCGAUAAUGCUAGGGCAGGACCGCUAUAAGAGGCGCUACUGGGCCCUUCCCCAGUGCGGAGGGGUGUUUGUUGAGAGUACAGGCAAUAAAGAGGAUCCACAAGUGUCUCAGCAAGAGUCUGAGUGGUUGCAGAGUGCUCAGUGGAUUUCAGUAAAAGAGGAGCCCACAGAGGUACCAGCUAAGCAACCUUACAACAGCCCUCAGGCAAGGCAUGAAAACUCCGGUCUGGAUCAACAGCAGGAGAAUGGCUCAUUUAAUCUCUUCCUGCAGAAGCCAAGUUCUUUUUCCAAACUAAGCAAACUGCUAAAGGUCACGAAGAAGUGCAGCAGUGAUCCUGAAGGCGCAUUUUCCACUCUCCCCCCUUUACAUACAAAUCCUUCAACAGUGUUAACCAACAGCCUCACACAUAACAUAAACCAGGAAAUUAAAUCCGAGGUCAGCAGUCUGCUACUAAGCCCUGGCUACGUUGGCACCUGGCAACAUUGUCUAAAUAGUGACCAACUCUGUAGGACAUUGGCAGAAAAACAUACUCACUGGUUCAGCCUGCUGCCUCGUUCCCCCUGUGACAAGAUUUCCGUGACAGCCAGUUCUAUAAAUCCAUCAUCUUGCAGUACCAAAGCCUCAUCACCUGCCACCAGCAACAGCAUGACCCAGUCCACCUCCACUCUCUCCUCUGGCAACAGCCAGAGCAUCACGUUUUCUGUCAGUCCCUCUUCUACUGCACCAGUCACUAACUUUUUAAUAGAAGGAGUGCAGAUGAAGCACAUGGGGUUGCAGUUUCCUCGCUGGCAACCUGAAAUGAUGAGUCCAAAUAUGACCUUCAACGGCAUGUCCAUUUCCCCACGUCUAGUCCCGAGCCCCAAUAUGGCCACCAGUAAGAUUGAGUCCCCAGUACAAACAAAUGAGAAAUCCUCUGCUCUAGAACUGGCCAAAAAUCAGGACCUGCCCUCACCACUGCCUAUUCCACAAGAGAUGUUUACCGGGUGGUGGAAGGUGUCCAGCUCUGAAGAGUUAAGCCGCAUAGUGAGUGCCUGUCACCCUCGUGGGAUCAGAGAGAGAGUCCUACAGAAACAAAUCCAGAAACAAAUGGAAUACCUCAGUCAAGUCUGUGCCAAAAACAAAGAUGCUGCCGUGAUUGAUGUAGGUGAGCUAGGGCGGAACCAAGUCUGUGCGGACACAGUGCAGAGAUGGUGUGUUGAGAAGCACGCCAUGAAUGUGGACAUUGCUGUCCUGCAACAGGUUGAAGAGCUGGAACGCAAAGUCACCUCUGCUAGUCUACAGGUCAAAGGCUGGACGCCCACAGAGCCGGAGUCAGAGAGGGAUGACCUGCUCUAUUAUGAGCAGAAGGCUGUGGCCAAGAACGAAAGUACAGACAUUGUGCGACGCGCCAAUAAUCCAUUGGACAUUGCAGUGGCACACCUGUUUGUGCUGGAAAGGCAUAUUGAGAGAAGGUACCUCAAGAGCCCCUUAAGCACCACCGCCCAGAUCACUCUGGAUAACCGGGUUAUGGCUAGCAUACCAGCUCCUGCAACCGCAAUUGGUGCUGACUACGAUAGAGGUGAGGAAGACUUGUCCCCAGGGUUGAAGGUGUGGAGGAAAGCCCUUCAUCAAGUGCGUAGUAGUGCCCAGCUUUCACUCUGUCUGCAGCAGUUACAGCAUUCUAUUGCAUGGGAGAGAUCCAUCAUGAAAGUGUACUGCCAGUUAUGCCAGAAGGGGGACAAUGAAGAGCUGCUGCUGUUGUGUGAUGACUGUGAUAAAGGAUGCCACACAUACUGCCAUAAUCCCCAAAUCACUACUAUCCCUGAGGGAGAUUGGUUCUGCCCUGCCUGCAUAGCCAAGGCAUGUGACUCACCUCAGCAAUGUAAAAAGCAGACCAGUCGGAACAGUGGAGGGGGUGAAAAAUUGUCUGGAGCCAAACGCAACAAGAAAGUCUAUGUGACAGGAGACGGCUCAGAGAAUGAUACAGGAAGUACCAGUGUCAACAGCACCCCCAAGAAAGGAGGAAAAGAAACAAGAAAGAGAAAAAUAGAUGACAACAUUUGCAAAAACAUAACGAAGCAGGAGAGCGCAACACAAGCAAAAAAUUUUAAACCAACUCAAGACAAUAGUAAAGACCUGGAGCUGUGCAGAUUGCUUUUGGCUGAGCUGCAAAGUCAUCAGGACGCCUGGCCAUUUAUGACGCCUGUCAAUCCCAAAUCGGUCCCUGGUUACCGCAAAGUCAUCAAGAAACCCAUGGACUUCUCCACCAUUCGGGAGAAACUUUCCAACAGCCAAUACCUGAAUUUGGAGACAUUUAUCAUUGAUGUUAACUUGGUUUUUGAAAACUGCGAAAAGUUCAAUGAGGAUAAUUCUGAAAUUGGACGUGCGGGACACAGUAUGAGGAGAUUUUUUCACCGGAGAUGGACUGAGCUCUUGAAACAAAUUUAACUAAAAUUGGCUAAAAAAAAUUUCUGAAAAAAUUUAUUGACUACUGCUGCUUUAAAUUUGUGGUCAAACGAAUGCUUACCUUUAAUUUGAUCCUUAUCCCACUCAUUCUACUGGUUUUCAUCGUGAGCCAAAAGUACAAGCAGUUCAGUGUCUUCAAGUGCAAUACAAAUUCUGUUCCUUUACAGAACUUUUAUCAAUUACAGCUGGAACUGACAAAAGAGCUUUCGACACUGUAAAUAUACUUUUUUUUUUUAAAUAUAAACUUUACUAUUAUAGUGAAUGUAUUUUAUUUAAUUUUUUAUUAUUUAUAAUUAAUUUGGUAUUCUUUUUCUAUGAAAAGGAGGAGCAUUUUAAAAAUGCGUAAAAGCAUUUUUACUGAAAUAUAUCUAUAUAUCUAUAAACAAAUGUUUACACUGUUAGGUGCUUUAUUGGUACCAGGAAACACAUCACAGUAUUGCUGUAAACCUUAAUUAGCAAAGAAAAAGUUUUGACCAUUGAAGAACAGAGACUAUUAGAUGUACUGUAUGUUGUACAUAGUGUCUACAUGUCUAAUAAUAUGUACGUGUGAAAUUUUGCAAACAUGCAUUGCCAUUUUUCUGUUGUCUUUAAGUAGCAUAAAUUAAAAAAGAAAAAAAAAAGGGAGAUCAUACUUGGACUAAAUUGAAAUUACAAAAUACACACACGUAUACACCAAUCAGCCAUAACAUUAACACCAUCGACAGGUAAAUUGAAUAUACCAGUAAACUGGUAUCAGAAUUAUAGGCACCCAAGGCUCAUCCAUGGAUCUUGGGACAGAAGGCCAGCCUGUCUGGUCUGAACCAACAGAAAAGCCAAUGCAGCACAAACAAGAACCAAAAAAAAGUCACUGCUGGCUAUGACAGAAAGUUAACAGAACAUCCAGUGCACCACAGCCCACCGAGGAGGGGGCUCAGCAGGCAAAGAACCUAAUGAUGCUGAUCUGCCCUCCAAAAUUCCCCAAACCUCAAUCCGUUCAAGGAUCCAUGGGAGGAGCUGAACAAACAAGCCCAAUCCACAGAAGCCCCCCGAAGAAUCUGCCACUAACAUCACAAGACCUCUGGGGGCACACUGGGGAGUCUUGGCCCAAGGGGGCAGGGCCCUCCUGGCUGUACAAGGUAAAACUUGGAUGUUUUUAAUGUUAAUGGUUUUAAAAUUAUGGCUGAUUAUAUAUGAAUGUUAUUAACAUACAGUAACACAUAGUGUUGAGGUAUAGUAUUGAGCUCUAGGGUUGUAAAGUAUGCUUGAAAUAUAGGGUUGAUGUGUAAGUAGGUGUAAAGCAUAGAGUGGAGUGUAGCAUAGAGGCAUAUCAUGUCUUUAAAGUGUAGACAUGAAAUUUGGAGCCUAGCAAUGAAUUUUAGUUCAAGUAUGAGGGUUUUUUAAUUGGUGCAUAAUGUUGACUUAUGAGUUGUAGCUCUUUUAAUAAUAAAUGUUUUAACAAAGCUUAGUUUUACAGAUUAUUAAGGUAUAGAUCUAUUAUAGUGCAUCUCAAUAAAUUAGAAUAUAGUGGAAAUAUUGAUCUAGAAUGUUUGAGAGUUUCAUUUAUUAAAGUGGGGAAAAAUAAUUUCCAUGAUAUUCUAAUUUUUGAGAUGCACUGUAACUCAUUUAAAAGAUGUUACUUAGGAAUCUUGAGGGUAAAUAUCCUGUCCUGGGUUACAGUGAAUAGAAAAGUUUUGAAAAUGCAGAACGUGCAAAUGCGUAAUACUUCUGCAUGUGUUAAUAGGGGUCUUAAAAGGAAUAUAAAACUGGUCAUCGCAGCUGUUUUUGGAAAAGGCAAGUCUUUAGAGAUGUCCACUACAGAAGAGAUGAUAGCAUUGGUAAAGGCUGCAGAGUACAUGGGUAUUCCCCUGGUGAUACAGUAUGUAAAUCAAAACUGCAGAUAACUCUUGAGAUGAACAUGCAAGAACAGAAGCUGAUUAGAGAAUUUAGACUAUGCAUACUCAAGUGUUGUCACUAUGCAGCUGAAAAAGCGUCCUGGGGGUGAGAGAAUCAUUAUCAAUCUGAUGAUUGCAUGAGAGAGGUGUGGCAACAGCGAGAACAUAAUGAUUACUGCAAAGCACUGUCUAAUUACCAUGUGGAAUUUAUUUCGUCUAAUUUAUUUUAUUUUAAUACACUUUUAACAAUGAACAUUGUUGCCAAACAGCUUUACGGAAAUAAAGAUUCCUGAUAUAAAUAAAAAUAAUUAAUGAGCAAGCCAGAGGUGAAAGUGGUAAGAAAAAACUCCUGGGAUGACAUGAGGAAAAAACUUUGGGAAUUGGACUCGAACAGGAACCCAAGCUCAUUUGGGUGAUCACAGAUUCAAUUCAAUUCAAGUCAAUUUUAUUUAUAUAGCGCUUUUAACAAUGGUCAUUGUCUCAGAGCAGCUUCACAAAAAUGAAAGAAUUUUUUAGAAAAGAAAAUAAAUUAAAUAAAUAAAUAAAAAACUGAUUAAAUAAAUAAAUAAAUCCCCUUUAUAACUGUGUUUUGAGGUCAAAAAAUUAUAAAUGGAAAUGUGUUUUUAGUUAGUAUUAAAUACACCUUGUUGAGAUUACAAACUGUUGGAGUUAGCACUGUUGGAGACUUGGGUACAAAACUGUUAAUGGCAAUUUUAGUCCUAACACUAUUAGAGCAAUUGCAGAUCUAAGCCAUCAUAACAAAACUGUUUGGAUCGAAUGCAAUUGUAACCCAUUUUUAUGAAUUCCAAGUAAAACCAUCCUCCAUAGCCUUAUUAAAUGUUUCAGCAGUCCGUAUGGGGCAUUCCCAGUAGCAGUAAGUGUUGUUUAUAUGUGAUGAGAACUCGAGUCAGAAGUAAGGGAUCAGGGUGGAUCAAAAGCCGGCAACUUUUGAUUUGAAGUAGGUACUGUAUGGUGAAUCAUAGAUUACUUGGUGCUGUGGUACAGUACAAGAUUUAAAAUUCAGUGUGAAAUUUCACUGGGAGAGAAAGUAGUGUGCAUAAGAUCCACAGCUCACAAUGUAAUAGUGAGGCUGCCUCUGUAUCGUAAACAUGACAGGAAGGCAAUUUGCUGGGGGACUUCUCAAAUAAUACUAAUAAAUUCUGCAUUCCGGACUAACUGGAUGAACCUGGUGGAGCAUCAAGGUUUACAGUAAUCCAACCAAAAGUGAAGACAUGUAAUGAUGGUGUAUUCCUGCCCUGUUUCUAGGAUAUCCGUUGGGAUCACUGUGUUUGUCAUAUAGAUAUUACAGAAGAUCAAUAAAUAAAAUAUAUUAUUCAUCGUCAGGAAGCAUUUUAUCCUUAUCAAUGGCACAGUGGAACAGAAGGAUCAAGAGCCUAUGACUAUAACACUGGGUGCAAGGUGGGAAUAUCCCCUGGAUUUGACACUAUUGCAAAAUGUGCACACACUAACUUAACCCUGGGAAAACAACAGAACAGUAGCUCCAACUACAAGCAUGAUUUUGGAAAAAAACAUGAGAACCUACAGGAAACACAAAAGAGAGAGACGAGGACAACAUGUAAAGCUCCUCAGUAAAUAGGAUCAACGACCAUAAACCUGUACAACUGGAUAAUGUUUUUUCUUUUUUUUCUAAUAUAUAAUUACUGAUACAGACUGUUGGCAUCAGUGUUUCAGUGGAGUCUGUCUUUUGGCUUUUCUAUUGUGCUAAAUAAAAAUGUAUAAUUAUUAUUUUUGUCUCCUACUCCAAGAAACAAAUAUGUUGGUCUUUGACUUGGUAACAGGACAGAUCCACACAUCCAAUCCCAGUGAGCUCCUUAAACCAGUUCUACUGCCUGGAUUGUAUAUUCUCCUCCAAACAUUCACUUUCAGUUUUUUUAUUUUCUACCUGCAUUAAUAAGCCCAUAAGGAAAAACAGAAUAAGAAACCUAAAUCUUCCUCUUCUGAAUCUAAGCUUACAGUAUAUCAUCAUGGUUUACUCUAUUGUAUGGUUGUACUGUUUAAAUUUUUUUUUUAAAUGUCAAUUUCUAUGUUUAAAAAAAGCUUUUUUUAGUGCAAUUAAAAAUGAAAUUCUAAAAAUAAAAGCACUGAAAAGUU